CACUGCCCAGGCCCAUUCAGUCCGGCCAGGACGGCGACGGUGAAGCACCUGGGUUGAGAGGGAGGAGCAAGGUAACAAGCCACCCCUGCCUCUCCCGUCCCCAGCCCGCGCCUCAGCUGAGGCAGGUGUGUGUGGGAUCCGGGAGUGGCUCUCACAGCUCAUCGCCCACCAACACCUUCCUCCCCCACCAUCCUUACCCCACCCAAACCACCUGGGCAAGACAACCCAGGUGCGAAAGACAGUGAUUCUGAAAGAAGAGCUAGCAAGUGGAGAAGAAAGAGGGGGAUCCUUGCGAAGGCAGAAGACGAGGGCACAGGCACAAGCACGUGGUCCUAAGGACUCCAACUGAGGAGGCUCUUCUGAUUGGGCAUCAGAUCUGGACGCCACCACUAAGACCUCGUGGAGAUCCCUGAACCAUGACCCAGACGGUCAAUGAAAGGGAGGAUCCCCUCAAUCUGGGCGGCGGCGGCUGGGCAUCCUCCAUCCCAUUGCGCACCUGGUCCUCCUACCAUCGAAGGCAGAGGGGCUCUCAGAUGUCCAAGCGGCGGUACCGCGAUGGCCCCAAAGCUGAGUAUGAGGCUACCAGGAAACAACCCAAGCAACAGCACAGCCCUGGCCCUUGGUUCCAACCACCUAGAGGGCCCUAUUGGGCUGUGUACUCCAACUGGGGGCGCUGCGGAGGGCCCUGGCGCCCACCCCUGAUGGCAUUCCAGAGCCCCUUGUGCCCAGCACAGAUGAUCCGGGCCUAUGGUCUGCUCCCACUCUGCCUUUGCUGCUGCUCCUGCUGGAAUGGGCCCUGGAACCCCUGUUGGGAAAGACCCCAGGGCAGAAAGAAACGCUGGGGCCGCAGGGGCCGUGGCCUGCGCCGCCACCCUCGUCGCCCCUUCCCGAGGAACCCACCUAUAGACCUGAGCAAGCUGCUGCGGCCAGUCAACCUUUACGGGUGGCGGGCACCUGGGAUGAGAGCGCCCAGGAACACCACCCAGUUCAUUAUGAACCAGGUCUAUGAAGAUAUGAGGCAGCAAGAGAAGCUGGAGCGCCAGCAGGCAGCCUUGAGAGCACAGCAAGCCCAGGCGAGCAGCACCACCCCGGGAGGCUCCACUACCAAUGAGGCGCCUCACAGAGGCGUCGAGGAAGACUCGCAGUUGCCGGAAGAUCUGUAUGGCUUCAUGCAGGAUCCCUCUCUAACCUUAAGUCCUGCGCCAGUGCAGCAAAUCCAGUCUCCCACCCCACAGCGGGGAGAGGAGGAGGAGAAAAAUGAUGAUGAUGAGUGUGACGAGGUUUGUGAUGAAAAGGAGGAGAGCGAAGAGGAGGACCAGGAAGACAGAGAGACAGAGGAUGAAGAUGUGGAUGAGGAAGAAGGCGAGGAGGCUGACAAUGGGGAAGAAGGAGAAGAGAACCAAGAGGAAGAGAUGAUGUUGGAAGAGGCGGGGCUGCAGGAGGGAGAGCAGAGAGAGGAAGACAAAUUCUUGCCUCUGGGAAUGCCUUUGUCAGUCCUAGUAGGGGACGAAGAAGAGAGAGAGAACUUUAUAAACUAUGAUUAUUUAAGCCAAGAACAAAUGAUUCCCAAUGUGCCAGAGGCAGAUCUGUUUAUGGUACCGGACAUUAGCCAUUAGUCAUCGGGAAGGGAACUGAGAAACGAAACAGAACUGAUUUGAGGCUAAUACGGAUUAACAACUUAUUAAAUACAAAUUCAAAAGUGAGUUCCAUUAAUAAACAUCAAUGUAAACACC
Molecule: messenger RNA, 1733 nt
Organism: Phodopus roborovskii (desert hamster)
Lineage: Eukaryota; Metazoa; Chordata; Mammalia; Rodentia; Cricetidae
Gene: Ccer1
Product: coiled-coil glutamate rich protein 1
Exons: 1
Coding region: 417-1616 (399 amino acids)
Source: RefSeq, a predicted model, not a curated record